Copidosoma floridanum is the source of this 2300-nucleotide messenger RNA. Its product is annotated as venom acid phosphatase Acph-1-like. The record is from RefSeq and is a predicted model, not a curated record. Gene Ontology annotation, molecular function: phosphatase activity. Gene Ontology annotation, biological process: dephosphorylation. NCBI's taxonomy places the organism in Eukaryota, Metazoa, Arthropoda, Insecta, Hymenoptera, Encyrtidae.
AGGAACACGCCCGAGCAGGUGCUUAAAUAUAAAAUGAACGAGAGCUUGAGCCGCAGUGCGGCUCCGGAUUUUACUCUCACCGGAUGCACUCACCCAUCCACACGCACCAACACACUUCGUGAUCGAAUCAAAGUGCCAUCUUUUUUUUUUUUUUUUUUUCAAAUCAAUCUGCCCACUACCCAGUUAAUUUCGUCAUGAUCAAUACGAUAGCGUUCCGCAAGUGCGUGUUGUGCGUCGCGCUACUGUUAACCAUUGGAUUCAUCGGACGCACGAGUAGCUGCACAUCCCAUGGGUGCUUCACAUUGGAGCUUGUUCAAGUUGUGUUCAGGCACGGCGAGCGAACCCCUCAGGCGGACGAGAUCAAGCUGAUACCGAACGCCACUGGCGUCAUGGCCGAGCCAUGGGGAUUUUCUCAACUGACCAACAACGGAAAGCGUCAGGAGUACAACAUCGGCGUGCAGCUGAGAAAAUUGUACGGUGAAUUUUUGGGCGAGCAGUACAGGCCGGAGGAGGUGUUGGCGACCAGCUCGGAUUACGACCGCACCAAGGACUCCCUGCAGCUCGUGCUCGCCUCGCUCUACCCCCCCACGAACGAGCUCGCCUGGAACGAGGACCUCAACUGGUCACCCAUACCCAUACACUUUUUGCCCCGUAACCUCGAUCUGCUGUUUUUCACGUACUCGUGCAUCAGGUUCAGCGACAUGUGGAACGAGCUCGUACGAACCAAGGAGAUCCAGGCGUACAUGGAUCAAAACGCCGAUCUGAUCGAGCACAUGAAACAGUACUUUCCCACCAACGAUCUCGGGCUCGAGCAAUUCUUCUACCUCCACAACAUCAUCGUCAUACAGAAGUCGCUGAGGCAGCGCGAGCCCGAUUGGUACUCGCGGUCGGUGCACGAAAAGAUCCGGCUCAUGUCCAAGUUGUACCUGGACUCGCUGUCCUGGACCCCGGAGCUGGCGAGGAUGAACGGCGGGCCCCUCGUGCGACGCAUCAUCGAGAACAUGGCCGCUAAGGACAAGGCCGGCGCGAACCCGCGCAAGUUGUACCUCUACAGCGGACACGAGUUUACGGUUUACGCGGUAGCCAAGGCCCACAAUUUGACCCUUAAGGUGUCACCGGCCUACGGCUCGGCUUUCAUCGUUGAGAAGCUGAGGGACCACAAGGGCAGUGCUCACGUCAAGAUAAAUUAUUGGAACGGAACGAACCAAGAGCUCACGGAACUGAAGUUGCACGGCUGCAGCAGCGUUUGCCCCCUCGAGAAGUACCUGAAGAUUGUCAGUCCUUUCGUCGCGACGGACGAUGACUUGCGCUGUUUGAUCAAGAAUUUGACAAUCAGUGAUUUGGAGAAGAUACUCAAUGACCCGAAAAUCGGUAUAUCGAUCUGAAACGUUGGGCCGUAUUUUGCGCGCGGUUUGUUUUUAGAGGACAAUCGACGGUUACCAGCGUGCGAUUGAAAAAACGUGUCUGAUAAUGGUUUGAGAUUUUCGCUCGGACGUUGCGAAUCGCCGAUGCAAAUUGAGAGGUAUGCGUUACUUUUAUGAUGCAAGGGGCCAUUCCCUAUAUCAAUAUUACUUGUUGAGUGCCGUCGACCGAUUGCAUUCUUUGUACAUACAACCUGGAUAUACUUACACAAAGUGUUACUAUUUAUAAUUUAUUACUGUGUGCGAGAAUUUUUGGAUGUUUAAAUAAACUUUUUUUUUUUUUUUUUUUUUUUUUUUUUUUAUAAGCGUGACUGGAAAAAUAUUUAAUUUCACAAAUGUUCCAUUUUGCGCAACUAGCGCAUCGUUAGUCGAGUGGAGGACAUAAUAUUAGCCGAUGUAUAGUAAUCCACUCAAUCAUAAGUAGCUUAAAAUAAUUUUUUGUAAUUAUGGAAACAGCAUGGAAAAUAUAGGCAACACUUAUUGGAUGCAGGGCAUCAAUUAUAUUUACUUGGCUACUCGAUAUUCCUAUGUCAUAAGUGUUGAAAAGCUCUUUGGGAUGAACGAUACAUUUUAAAACAUGUAGUUGGUCUAAAACAAGUACAAUAUCGACGAGGAAAUUCCCACGGUGGAAGACAAAAAGUUUAAAAAUUUUGGAAAAAGCGGUGACGCUAGUAGGUGGUUUAAAUUAUAUAUAAAUUAAUGUAUUAUUGGGUAUACGAGCCAUUCCGCCCAAAAUCAUACGUAACAUGAAUUUGGAAAGAAUUAUAAUUAAGACUUAAUAUUUUAUUGAAAAUAUUUUUAGUACGAAUAAAAAAUAAUGAUAAAAAUCAUUGCUAAUCACUUCACCACAAGCUGCCCAAAUCUGACAAUUUACUUAGC